ACUAUACUGUAAUGGGACUUAUUUUUGCACGCUUUUCCUACUUCCUAAGCUGACGCACACAUCCCCAUCAUUUUACUGCGCAUCCAAUCCGUAAUGGAUCCUGUCUUAGCAGUGAUUCGUCACCCAAACAGAGCAAAGAAAAUUUAUAUAUCUACCCUCGCUAAUGGGUCAAGCUGCGACCUGGAGGUGUACAGAAAAUCAACAGAUUUGGUAUAAUAUCACACAUGGUGAAACGAAAAUAUAAUUGAUGACUUACUUAAUAAUAAUCAAUUAAAAAUGAGAUAUGCACAACUUGUAAUGGGACCAGCUGGCAGUGGAAAGUCCACGUAUUGUUCUGCUAUGCAACAACAUGCAGCCAACGAAGGAAAAGUGAUUGAAAUAGUAAAUUUAGACCCCGCAGCUGAAUAUUUUGAUUAUGAACCUUUAGUAGAUAUAAGAGAAUUAAUUCAAUUAGAUGAUGCCAUGGAGGAUGAUGAAUUACGAUUUGGACCCAAUGGUGGUCUUGUGUUUUGCAUGGAGUACUUGUUAGAAAAUUCAUCGUGGCUAGAAGAAAAGUUAGGAGACGUGGACGAUGAUUAUAUUAUUUUUGAUUGUCCUGGUCAAAUAGAAUUAUACACACAUAUGACGGUUAUUCGCCAGUUAAUAACAGUAUUACAAAAUCUCAAUUUUCGUAUGUGUGGAAUUUUUCUAAUGGAUAGUCAGUUUAUGAUUGAUGGAUCAAAAUUUCUGUCUGGUACAAUGGCUGCGCUUAGUGUUAUGAUUAAUUUAGAAUUAUCACAUAUUAAUAUCCUUAGUAAAAUGGAUUUAUUAUCUAAAUCUGCGCGGAAACAAUUAGAUAAGUACUUAGAACCUGAUCCGCAUAGUUUAUUAACAGAUAUGCAACAAGAUUCUUGGAAUGAAAAAUAUCGAAAUCUCACAGAGGCUAUAGGAAGACUUAUAGAAGACUAUAGUCUUGUACGUUUUUAUCCAUUAAAUAUAAGGAAUGAAGAAAGCAUGGCAGAUAUUAAACUAACUAUUGAUAAUAUUAUUCAAUAUGGUGAAGAUGCUGAUGUUAAAAUUAGAGAUUUUGACGAACCAGAGAAUGACGAUGGAGAUGAAAAUUUGUAAAAUAAUUCUAUUUAAUAAAUUAUUUUUAUAAAAUGUU
Messenger RNA from Megalopta genalis, 1144 nucleotides. Its product is annotated as GPN-loop GTPase 3. Gene Ontology annotation, molecular function: GTPase activity. The record is from RefSeq and is a predicted model, not a curated record. NCBI's taxonomy places the organism in Eukaryota, Metazoa, Arthropoda, Insecta, Hymenoptera, Halictidae.